AUGUGUGUGUGUGUGUGUGUGUGUUUGUGUGUGUGUGUGUGUGUGUGUGUGUGUGUGUGUGUGUGUGUGUGUGUGUGUGUGUGAGUGUGAGAGAGAGAGACAGAGAAAGUCAGUGACUCGUUGUCCAGAGGUUAAGGCGCGCGCAGCGGCAGGAUGAAAGCAACGGAACUUUAGAAGUAGAGAAUGGGGUGUGCACAGUGUAAGGAUAAGGAGGAGGCAGAUGUAGCAGAAGGUGGUGGUUCUACUGCAUUCCAGAGUGGACUCAGUCACGUUGAUUCUGCUCAUCAUCUAAGUCCCGCCUUCGGAGCAGCGUCCAUCCCAAACUACAACAACUUCACAACAUCAGGAUCGUCACACUCUGUGUUCGGGGGAGCCAACAUACACACACAAACACACACCGGAGUCCUACACGCACAACGAGCUGCAGGUGUCACACUGUUUGUGGCUCUGUAUGAUUACGAGGCUCGAGCUGAAGAUGAUCUGAGUUUUAGCAAAGGAGAGAAGUUUCAGAUCAUUAACAGCACUGAGGGUGAUUGGUGGGAAGCACGAUCUAUCUCUACAGGAAGGAGCGGUUAUAUUCCCAGUAAUUAUGUUGCUCCAGUCGACUCUAUCCAGGCUGAGGACUGGUAUUUUGGUAAAUUAGGGCGGAAGGAUGCAGAGAGGCAGCUCCUUUCUACAGGAAACCAAAGAGGCUCAUACCUUAUCCGGGAGAGUGAGACCACAAAAGGUGCGUUCUCCCUGUCUAUCCGAGACUGGGAUGAGGUUAAACGUGAACAUGUAAAGCACUAUAAGAUCCGUAAGCUGGACAGUGGAGGUUAUUACAUCACCACACGCUCACAGUUCCAAACUCUACAGCAACUCGUCCAGCAUUAUUCAGAGCGUGCGGCAGGUUUGUGUUUCCGAUUGGUUGCCUCGUGUCACAAAGGGAUGCCCCGCCUCACUGACCUGUCUAUGAAAACAAAAGACGUGUGGGAGAUCUUGCGUGAAUCCCUGCAGCUCGUAAAGCGAUUGGGCAACGGCCAGUUCGGGGAGGUCUGGAUGGGAACAUGGAAUGGAAACACCAAGGUAGCAGUAAAGACACUGAAGUCAGGUACCAUGUCCCCCGAAUCAUUUCUGGAAGAAGCUCGGAUCAUGAAGAAUCUGCGUCAUGAUAAACUGGUGCAGCUCUACGCCGUGGUUUCUGACGAGCCCAUUUACAUCGUCACCGAGUACAUGAGCAAAGGAAGUCUGCUGGAGUUCCUGAAGGGUGGAGAAGGUCCAACUCUAAAGUUACCCAAUCUUGUGGAUAUGGCUGCCCAGGUAGCUGCAGGAAUGGCCUACAUUGAGAGAAUGAACUACAUCCACAGAGACCUGCGAGCUGCCAACAUCCUGGUGGGAGAAAAUCUGGUGUGUAAAAUAGCAGACUUCGGUCUCGCCAGACUCAUCGAGGACAAUGAGUACACCGCUCGCCAAGGUGCCAAGUUCCCCAUUAAGUGGACGGCUCCUGAGGCGGCCCUUUACGGAAAGUUCACCAUUAAAUCUGACGUGUGGUCCUUCGGCAUCCUGCUCACAGAACUGGUAACGAAGGGACGAGUUCCAUAUCCAGGGAUGAACAACAGGGAGGUGUUGGAGCAGGUGGAUCGCGGUUACCGUAUGCAGAGUCCUAUGGACUGUCCUGCAUCUCUGUACGAGCUCAUGCUGCAGUGCUGGAAGCAGAACGCAGAAGAACGUCACACCUUUGAGUACCUGCAGGCUUUCCUCGAGGAUUACUUCACGGCCACCGAGCCGCAAUACCAACCUGGGGACAACUUAUGAUCCUGAUCCAGUGCCCCUGGCAGUCUGUGGGCAGAGUCACUACUUUCUUUAUACCUGCGUUUAUCUCCAGCACAGAAGAAGCUCCACACUGAAGGUUUUGGCCUAGACGCAGAUCUGAAGGAGGAGGGCAGGGGGGCGGGGGCGGGUGGGGGAGUGAGUGAAGGGAAUUGGGGGUAAUUUUAGAAUUUUUGUCUCUUAAACCGGAUGGAAGGAUUUUUUAACCAUGUUGUUAUUAGUGAACAGAAUUGUGGGUAAUAAUGUGAUUAAGGUGGUUUCUGAGCACACACUCUAUCACCUGCUUUGUGAGAGGAAUUAUGGGAAAUGUGUGCUCAAGUAGAUAGGGAGAAGAAAGGGGAUUGUGGGUAACUGAGGGGAUUAUUUAUAGAAAGAUAAAAUGCACAAUAAGAACAAUACCUAAAACUUCGGCUUUUCUGCAGUCGCUGCUGGCGGCUUUAUUUCUUCUAUUUUUAAAGGUGGGGUCUCCAAAAGCCAAUGUCGUCAUAUAAAAUCACCAAAACAAACA
Messenger RNA from Tachysurus fulvidraco (yellow catfish), 2317 nucleotides. It is a transcript of the gene fynb, whose product is annotated as FYN proto-oncogene, Src family tyrosine kinase b. The transcript is spliced from 12 exons. Bases 184 to 1794 code for a protein of 536 amino acids. Gene Ontology annotation, cellular component: extrinsic component of cytoplasmic side of plasma membrane. Lineage: Eukaryota; Metazoa; Chordata; Actinopteri; Siluriformes; Bagridae. Gene Ontology annotation, molecular function: non-membrane spanning protein tyrosine kinase activity; ATP binding; signaling receptor binding. The record is from RefSeq and is a predicted model, not a curated record. Gene Ontology annotation, biological process: protein phosphorylation; cell differentiation; T cell receptor signaling pathway.